This is a messenger RNA of Ostreococcus tauri, 1371 nucleotides long. Its product is annotated as unnamed product. The transcript has a single exon. Lineage: Eukaryota; Viridiplantae; Chlorophyta; Mamiellophyceae; Mamiellales; Bathycoccaceae. The record is from RefSeq and is a predicted model, not a curated record. The coding region runs from base 1 to 1371 and encodes 456 amino acids.
AUGGCGCACCUGACGAGGGAUCACCCGGAGAUGAAGUGCACGCAGAUACCUGGGAAGCCGGUGAUCAUCGGAGGCGACGGUGGGGGGGUCGGGAAGCCGCUGGAGACGUUUUUGAAGGAUUCCAAGGCGGUGACGUUCGGGCCGACGGACGACGACGGGAACUCGUUGGCGGAACGGGCGAGCGGGUUGGACGAUAUCAUCGUGGAUAUCAUGGCGUGGAGUCGACGGGUGGUGUACGAGCCGGACGAUAUGCCGAUGUCGUUGCAGGUGGACGUCGCGCGACAUCUGUGCGAUAUGUUCGCCAGGCAAGAGAAGUGGUUGCACCCGUCGCUGACGACGAAUGGGAUCAAUCACGAUGACGAGAUCGGGCGAUGGGGAUGGAAGGAUCCGUUGGCGAUGUACCUCAUUCCCAUCUUUCGCGACGUCUACGGGCCGAGUGUGACGUACGUGCACUUGGUGAGAGACCCGCGGACGCUGCCGCUCGGGAAUUUACACGAGAAAGAGCGAGACCUUCAACAAGCUUAUUUCGGCGAGGAGCGAUGGCAUGAGCUCACGAUGAAGUUCGAGGAGGAGUGGAUGCACCUCUCCGAGCAUGCGUCGCUGAAGGACGUGGAAAAGGACGACGUGAUCGAUUUAUUGCGCACGACGGCGUACUGGACGGCGAUCAACUUUGAAAUCGGUGCCUUGUUCAAAGGUCCGCUUGCUGAUUACGGCAUGAUUCUACGCGCGGAGGACCUGGUGCAGCCCGACAUGGAGCACUUCCGACGUGGUGCCGACGGGGUUAAGCUCGAGAAGUACCAAGCCGCCCAAAAGGUUGUCUCUGAGCUCUCGAUGAAGCUCAAGCUUCCGGCGAAAAUCUCAAACGAAUUUGGAAGCCAUCAGCACGUGAUGCACAACCUGAAGCGCUUCACCAUCUAUCGCGAAAAAUUCACCUACCGACCGAACUCGCCCCUGGUGGACGUGCAAACGCGAAUCGCCGAGAAGACCUUGACGCUCUUCGGGUACUCCACCGACAAAACUUUAUUCGUGCCGCAGCCCCGGCACGCGACGACGCACCACGGCCAUCGGGUGACGCCAAAGGGCGAACACAUGCACGAGGAACACCGCUACACCCCCGAGAACUUCGACGGCGACGUAGGAGAGGCCGAAGAUGACGAGAACGCCCACCCCGAGAACACCGAUCACAUGCUGGGCACCCAGCUCAAGAGCACCGAUCGAUUAAGACAACACCGCGAGAAGGAGAUCCCGCCGGACACAGAGGACCACAAGCGCAUCAAGGCGCAGCUCAUGGAAGCGCGUAGGAAAAACUUUAUGCUCGAGACGACGAAGAUCGGGGGUAAAUCGUUAAAGGAUGUCAUCGAUCACUUGUAA